This is a messenger RNA of Crotalus tigris (Tiger rattlesnake), 3141 nucleotides long. It is a transcript of the gene TMCO6, whose product is annotated as transmembrane and coiled-coil domains 6. Bases 646 to 2019 code for a protein of 457 amino acids. The transcript is spliced from 12 exons. The record is from RefSeq and is a predicted model, not a curated record. NCBI's taxonomy places the organism in Eukaryota, Metazoa, Chordata, Lepidosauria, Squamata, Viperidae.
UGCGCAGACGUCCUCCGGCUACGUGAGGCGUGUGUCUCCGAGGAAAAAGGCUGCGGGGAGCCAACGUGGGCCGGAGAAGGGAGGUUGCUUGUUUUGGUUCUGUUCUAGGAACGGCGUACAGCAGUAGCCCUUCGCACCGGGAAAAGGCCUUCAGGAAAAGAUUAUUGGAGUCACCUGCUCCGUGAUGUCCCAUUUCCCCUUCGGCUGUCUUCGAAAGGGCUGAGGAAAGGUGGGCUGGCAUUGAUAGAGCGCCUCUUGCUGACUCGGGUGAAUGCGACGUUGGGAGUCGUACAGAAAACGAAUGUAUAAGCCCAGAGCCCAAAUCAGAACUGGAGCUGACUAAGCUGGACUUUAAAAAGAGAACGACAUCUCAUGCCACAGUCCUGUGUCUGAUUUUUGGCUAUUUCUUUUCGCUCAGUCUCGGGUUUUCGAGCUUGAUGGCUGCUUCGGUACCUGGAACGGCUGGUCCGAAAAGCUGGAAGAGAAGUUGUUAUCAUUCACGUGGAUGCAGUGUUGAGCACCUGCGAACCUGGUGGAGAGAGAGAGAAGCAGUUUGUUACAGCUCUGAGAAGUGCACGGAGGCUAAAACAGUUGUUCAGUAAGCGGCGUUUAUGUGAAGACAAGUCAUCAGAUGGAGAAGUUGAAAUGGAUGGUGAAGCAGCAGCUCUUUUAUCAGAGGAACAGGUUUCACAGCUUUUAAAAAAGACCCAGAGAGGAACAGAAGACAGAACAGCCUCCAUGCAUCUUCUUCGACAAGGACUACAGCACAGAGAAAUCCAGCAGAAAUUUAUCAGGUUAGAGGGAAGUAUGACUGCGCUGAUUGGCCUAUUUACCAGCAAUCUAGCCAAUCUGCAGAUGGAUGCGGCUUGCUGUUUACACGAACUUUCACUGUCUACUGAUUCUGCUGUGGUCGAAGCAUGCUUACCAGCAACUUCUUAUCUCCUGACUUACCUUUCUGGACACAGUGUAGCUCUCAUGGAGCUGUGUUUAUACACAUUAGGGAACUUAGUAGUUGAGAUGAAAGCUGUGAAGAAGCACCUUCUACCUCAAGGCAUUAUCCCAGUGUUGGCAUCCUGUAUCCAGUCUCCUCAUGUGACGAUACAAGAAGGUGUUGGCUACGUUCUGUCACAACUCUUGCAAUCCAAGGAAGCUCCAGCUGAAAUCAUACCGUUGCUCUUAGAAUCCACUCUCCCUCAACACAUGCUUCACUUGGUUUGUUCCAGGCUGGAAGGCAGAAUAGGAACUGCAGUGGAAUGUGCCUGGGGUCUUCACUACAUUAUUUGCAGCCAAGUGAACAAUUCAUUAUUGAUCUCCCAAAGGACUGUGCUAUCCCUAGUGCAACUGUUGCUGGAAUUGUCCUCUCGGAUAGCAACAACUUCUGUUGAGAGUCUAGAAUUGUUGAUAUGCCCUGUUGUGCGGUGUGUUGGCAAUCUUAUUGCGGAAGAUGAAGCAAAUACUGAUGAACUGCUAAUAAAGGAAGAGUGCCUUCUGAAGGCCUUAUUUGUCUUUAUGCAGUAUUUCCUCCCCAUACACACCUUUGUUGUGAGCGAAUGUCUGUGGCUCAUGAACAACCUCACCGUUCGCAGCACCACAUCUUGUUCUGCUCUGCUCGGCCUGGAAGUCUUUCCGUAUCUGUUGAAGCUCUUAUGUUCUUAUCAGGUGAUCAGGUUGCUGGUUCUAACAGUGUUGUGCAAUAUAGCUGCCAAGGGUGCUGCCUACUGUGAAAUGCUGCACCAAAAAGCUGUGCUUCCUUCUCUUGUAAAUAUCCUUCUUGUUUCUGAUGUCCAAGUAAUAGGCCAAGAUCUAGAACUAUUACAUCUUAUCUUCCUUUACUGGCCAAAGGCUGCUGUUGACUUUGUAAAUCAUUCUGGACUAUACGCCUUACAGCAGCAUCAAGACAACCUACAUUUGCAAGAGCGAGUCAAAGUGCUAAUUCAAACAGUUAGCCAGAUAACUGCUGUCCCUCAAAAUAAUACCCUUGGAACUGAAAAUCUUCAUUUUACCUCUUUACAAAAUUGAAGCAAUGACAUAUGUAAAUGAAUUAUAUUAACCUGUUGCCAACAAAUUUUGAACAAAACCCUUUGAACAGCACUGUACUACUAAAUCUCUCAUAUCUGUAUCAUUUGUAACUUUCAUUUUGAACAAAACAUUCAUCAUAGAGCAACAAUUUUUGAACCAAUUUAUCUCAAAAGGAUUAUCUUACAGAAUACAUCCCUAUGCUCUUGUGUUCUCUUUCUCACAGACUGACAUCCACAUCCAUCAGCACCUUUCCUUUCUGAGCAUUUGUGCUCACAUACAUUUCUUUUCCCUUCAGCUGAAAAAUGAAAUCAAAGCAUUUUUUUUUUAAAAAAAGGAGUAUAUGUAUUAAGGCAUUCCAGGAAUUCUGUAAAAAUUAGCACAAUUAAUAAAAAUGUUUUAAAUAAAUAUUCAGGAGUGAAUUUCGCUGAAUUUAAUGGAAUUUAUCUAAAAGUGGUUAUAGGUUUAUUAGAUCAUAUAGAAAGCAUUUGUAGUAGUUUGUAUGAAUUUAAGGUAUUUCUAUUUGGAUUUACACUUUAAGCAUAAUGAAUGUAGUUUUCAAAUUUAUCAUUAAUACUUUGCCAAAGUCCUGCAUUCCAACCUGCAGAUUUAACACAUAUUUUUCUUCAUUGAAUUGGUUAUUAUAUAUGCUUCUAAUAUUUAGUUGGUUGGGUGAGAGAAGCCAGCAAAAAUGGACCCAGUUUAAAAUAAACUGGAUGUGUUGGUGAAUGUGGAAAAAACCUCUCCAGGAAAAAAAUCCACCAAUACAUCAUUUUUGGAGUCUAUUGGACAGCAAUUUAAUAAAUACCGUAUAUGCCGGCGUAUUAGGCGACCCGGCGUAUAAGACAACCCCCGUCUUUAUAGCCGGGCCGCAUUCCUAGAACGUCGUCUUAUACACCGGAAACUACCAGUAUUUCCGGCGUAUAAGACGACCCCCGUCUUUGGCGCCGAUUUCAGCGCUCGCAGAAGUCGUCUUAUACGCCGGCAUUUAUGGUACAUAAAUUCAAAAGUUGCUGAUUUCCAUUCUAAGCUCCCCUUCUUUCUGGUGAUGUGAUCCAAACUGGAGUGAAUGUUAUCCACCAUAUAUUUCCCAGUGCACACCCACACACUGAUAUAAUAUGGAGG